This is a messenger RNA of Pseudomassariella vexata, 585 nucleotides long. RefSeq lists its product as uncharacterized. The transcript has 3 exons. The record is from RefSeq and is a predicted model, not a curated record. NCBI's taxonomy places the organism in Eukaryota, Fungi, Ascomycota, Sordariomycetes, Amphisphaeriales, Pseudomassariaceae. The coding region runs from base 1 to 585 and encodes 194 amino acids.
AUGCCACCAUUUACACAAUUCGCCAAGCGAGCGAGAACCCCAAUGCAACGCGCUCCAUCACUUUCAGACCAUUCGAUUGGUAUUCCAAUGAUCCUGAUUUCUAAUAUGCGAAAUGGACGUGGCAAUGGACUAUCUCGCCAACGUGGCCACGCCUACACCGAGGAGGACACGAACAGCGUUAACUGCACCUCAGUCCUCGGCCAGGCGCGUGUCAAGGCCCUGCAGUCGAUUGGAAACGGAUCCAAUGAGACCAGUGACAAAGACUGUACAAUGCCCACGAUUCCAUGGUCAGAGCUGUCCGGGUGGGCGAGCAUGUUUGACUCCACGACAGGACCCAUCCGCCCUGAAUACGGAGGGUUCAUUGAAACGACGUACGACGUCAAUGGAGGGAAUAGCACGUCCAGUGUUAUCGUCAACGGCACCGACGUCCCGAGCCCGAACUUGAUGAGUCGUGGGGGCUUCAAGGCCAGUUUCGACGGCGUCGCUAAUGGAACGAAUACUACCCAUUACUACACAGCUAUGAACCAGCUGCAGGUCCUCAUGCUCACUACGUUGAGCUGGCUUAUAUCUGAACCUUAUGAAUGA